CAACUACAUAGUACUUGUUCUGCCAUCUGACUUGCAAUGUCCCAGCCAAUUGGUAUGUAUCAGAUGCCCAGCCAUGCCUUGGUUGACGAUAGUUGCGAUCAUCAAAAGCACUACUUGUCGGUGUACGACAAAAAUGGUCUACUCGAGCUUGCUCGAGGCUUAAAUGCCAGCGGCGUGCGCCUUCUCGGUUCAGGAGGGACUGCAAAAAAGAUCAGGGAAGCUGGGAUACCUAUUCAAGAUGUGUCUGACAUCACAAAGGCUCCUGAAAUGCUGGGUGGGAGGGUUAAGACGCUUCAUCCUGCCGUACACGGAGGUAUACUCGCAAGAUCUAUUCCCUCAGAUGAACAGGAUUUAGAAAAACAAGGAAUAGAUAAGAUAUCCAUUGUAGUGUGCAACCUCUACCCAUUCACCUCCACGAUCUCAAAACCAGGUUGCACGCUAGCGGACGCAGUAGAAGAGAUUGAUAUUGGAGGUGUUACUUUACUUCGUGCGGCUGCCAAGAACCACGAACGAGUCUCCGUCCUCUCUGAUCCGAAAGAUUACGACGAGUUCUUAGCAGCCUACAAAAGCGGCCAGGGCGAUGUCGGUGAAUCCCUUCGUAGCCGCCUGGCGUUGAAAGCUUUUGAAAUGACAGCGAAAUAUGACGACGCGAUCAGCGGCUAUUUCAGAGAACAAUAUGCGUCUUCGGGCAAAAGCGGACCAGUCCAAAGAAUGCUCCUGCGAUAUGGCGCAAAUCCCCACCAAAAGCCUGCCCAGGCCUUCGUUACUGAAGGGGAGCUUCCCUUCAAGGUGCUCUGCGGCUCCCCUGGAUAUAUUAACCUUUUGGAUGCCCUCAACUCAUAUGCUCUCGUCAAGGAACUUCAAGAGGCACUUAAGCUCCCCGCCGCCGCUUCCUUUAAGCACGUCUCUCCUGCAGGUGCAGCCGUCGGUGUUGCGCUCGAUGAGAUAGAGAAGCAGGUGUAUGGUGUCGAUGACCUGAAGGAAACGCUCACGCCGCUAGCUUGUGCCUACGCUCGUGCCAGAGGUGCCGAUCGCAUGUCAUCAUUCGGAGACUUCAUAGCGCUUUCUGCAACAUGCGACCUCGCAACUGCUCGUAUCAUCUCAAGGGAGGUUUCGGAUGGUGUGAUAGCCCCAGGCUACGCACCCGAUGCCCUCGACGUGUUGAGAAAGAAGAAAACCGGGAAGUACUGCGUACUAGAGAUGGACCCGAAUUAUGCGCCACCUGAAUUAGAGACGCGUCAGGUGUAUGGCGUGAGUCUCCAGCAGCGCAGAAACGAUAUUAAGAUCGACGCCGAGUUGUUCAAGAACAUCGUGACCCAAAAUAAGGAUCUUCCCCAACAAGCCUUGACUGACCUUCUUGUUGCCACCCUUGCCAUCAAAUACACCCAAUCCAACAGUGUUGGGUAUGCUAAAAACGGCGCGAUCAUUGGUCUGGGCGCUGGUCAACAGUCUCGAAUUCACUGCACCCGGCUUGCAGGUUCCAAAGCCGACCUCUGGUGGCUCCGGCAUCACCCUCGCGUACUUGCACUUCCAUUUAAAAAAGGAGUGAAGCGUGCUGAGAAAGCAAACGCAAUCGACUUGUUCGUGAGCGGUGAAGUCCUUGAUGGAGGUGAGAAGUUGCAAUGGGAAAGUCAAUUCGAGACCAUACCAGCCCCGCUCACAGACGAGGAGAGGAAGGAAUGGGCAGCAAAGCUCGACGGAGUGGCAUGCUCCAGCGACGCGUUCUUCCCCUUCCCUGACAACGUUCACCGUGCGCGCAAGAGUGGUGUGAGAUACCUUGCCGCCCCGAGUGGAAGUGUCAUGGACGAAGAAUGUGUCAAGGCAGCGGAUGAACAUAAUAUGAUGUUCAUGUCAUACUUCGUUGAGGCUCUUCCAUCACUGAGUUCGAAGCUAAAGAGUGAGGGGCGAGAGGUUAUUGUAUCUAUAUGCAUUCCGUGCUGCCUAUCCCUGUCAGAUAAAUCGCCUUACUUACCAAGUAUUGAGGUGCUCGCCCUUGACGUUAUUUCAUAUGCUUACAUAGAUCAAAGCAAUUUACGCCUCGUUCUACUCAAGUGAUACCAAUUUUGAGUUGGGCAGCACUGAUGGUUUUUCGUCAUGUAUCUCCAGAAAG
This is a messenger RNA of Pisolithus orientalis, 2110 nucleotides long. Its product is annotated as bifunctional purine biosynthesis protein ade10. NCBI's taxonomy places the organism in Eukaryota, Fungi, Basidiomycota, Agaricomycetes, Boletales, Pisolithaceae. Gene Ontology annotation, biological process: 'de novo' IMP biosynthetic process. The record is from RefSeq and is a predicted model, not a curated record. Gene Ontology annotation, molecular function: phosphoribosylaminoimidazolecarboxamide formyltransferase activity; IMP cyclohydrolase activity. Gene Ontology annotation, cellular component: cytosol. The coding region runs from base 37 to 2055 and encodes 672 amino acids. The transcript has 6 exons.